AUGCGCACCCUGGGCGGCUUCGCGGGCCUCAGCUGCACGGCACCCGACUUGACGGACGCCAUAAGCGCUAGAAGGCCCGAAGAAGAUCUGGGGAAGAUACCGAACAAGAAGGUCAGUGGGGCGAAAACAAAAUACACAAUCCCGUGCCUAAUCGUGGACGCUGCCAGAAGCCACCGUGCGUGCCUAUACGAGCUUACAAGUCUGCAAAGCUCCCGGACUUUUUCCUCUGCGUCUGCACUUUGCCAUUGUACCAUGGCCAUGCGCUUGCUCAAAGGGGAUAUUCACUUACAGCCUCCAUCCGUCUCCGUAUUCACCGGUAGAUCGGCGUCUGGCCCCGCACCUCGAGCCUUCGACUCGUUCAACACCUUUUCAACAUUAGCCGAUAGACACGUCGUGCAACCGAUCCUCGACGGCUUCCGAUCGCAUCGUGGUUUUGAAGAUCGAUUUCAGCCAUGGCUUCGAGCUUUGUCCGCCCCGUCAGCGUGCCACCCAGAGAGUUGCAAGCUCGAGCAAUCGUUCGUCAGCUGGAGAGAGAGGGGAGGGUGGGGGAGGCAUGCUGAUGCGCACGUGCAGCAUGACCUCACGAGCCCGAGCAGACGGCCUUCCUUGCCGCCGACGAACCCUGUAUGGUGCGGCUAA
Bipolaris maydis ATCC 48331 is the source of this 639-nucleotide messenger RNA. Lineage: Eukaryota; Fungi; Ascomycota; Dothideomycetes; Pleosporales; Pleosporaceae. The record is from RefSeq and is a predicted model, not a curated record.